This is a messenger RNA of Thlaspi arvense, 1020 nucleotides long. Lineage: Eukaryota; Viridiplantae; Streptophyta; Magnoliopsida; Brassicales; Brassicaceae. The record is from the annotation of a GenBank genome assembly.
AUGGGAAGUAUGCCAGAUGGGAAAGUAGACAUUGCUACCAGCGGUAUGCUCGUUGAGACACGCGGAACCCCCAUGGUCAUGGCUUCCAUGCUCUCCCUCUCCUCCGCCACGGUAACCAAAACCCCACCUAUCCUCCGUAAUUCAUCACCGUUCAAGGGGAAUGCGAGAAAUCUCAGGGCCAACUCAUGUCCGUUUUCGUCUCUCAAAAUUCAUCUCAAGGGCACACAGAGUGGUCGGCCACUGGUCGUUGUCAGCCGAGCUUCGCUGGCUUCUGCUCCCGUUGCUGCCCUCGCUAAUGUUCGAUUUCGGCUCGACAACCUGGGCCCACAACCUGGGUCGAGAAAGAAAGCAAAGAGAAAGGGGAGGGGUAUAUCUGCAGGACAAGGAGGGAGCUGUGGAUUUGGGAUGAGAGGUCAGAAAUCGAGGUCCGGCCCUGGUGUUCGAAAGGGGUUCGAAGGUGGGCAGAUGCCGCUUUAUCGUCGAAUCCCGAAAUUGAGGGGAAUUGCUGGAGGGCUUUUAGAGUUGAAACUCAGUGGGAACAACGAGAAGGGACUUAUUUAUGGGUGCCUUCACAUUGCAUCCCAGAUGGCUAGAUUGGCCAAGCCAUGUGGUGGACAAAUGUUGAGGGACAAGGGAUAUGAACAAAGCAUGCAUGCUGGUCUACCAAAGUAUGUACCAGUGAACUUGAAAGAUAUAGAAGCUGCUGGAUUCCAAGAAGGUGAAGAGGUCUCACUGGAGUCACUGAAGAAUAAGGGUUUAAUAAAUCCAUCAGGAAGGGAAAGAACUCUGCCUUUAAAAAUUCUUGGUGAUGGAGAACUUAGCGUGAAGCUGAACUUCAAAGCCCGGGCCUUUUCAGCCUCAGCAAGGGAGAAGCUAGAGGCUGCAGGCUGUUCGUUGACAGUGCUACCUGGGCGAAAGAAGUGGGUCAAGCCAUCAGUUGCCAAGAACCUUGCUCGUGCGGAAGAAUACUUUGCCAAGAAAAGGGCCGCAGCUGACUCGGGUGACGGGUCUUCCUCUUGA